AUGCUGUGCCUCCCGGUCGCCUUCCAGUUGCUGCUGGUGCUGGUGCUGUGCAGCCAGGGCACAGAGAGGUGUCCUUCAGCCUUUUGCGAGUGUUCCGACUGGGAUGACUACAAAAUCACUUGCAGGGACAUCCACUUCAUUCCCAGCCUUCCGGAGGAUACACAGACCCUGAAGUUUAUGGAGACUCAUCUAAGAACAAUUCCAAGUGAUGCUUUUGCCAAUCUCCCCAACAUCUCUAGGAUCUACAUCUCCAUUGAUGAAACACUUCAGAGUCUGGAGGCUCAUUCUUUCAGCAGUUUAAGUAAAGUCACUCAUAUUGAAAUUCGAAAUCUUAGAAACUUGGAUUACAUAGACCCAGACGCCUUUAAGAACCUCCCACUGCUGAAAUACCUUGGUAUUUUUAAUACGGGACUCAAAAUAUUUCCAGACCUCACCAAAAUCUACUCGUCUGAUGUGAACUUCUUACUGGAAAUUGCAGAUAAUCCUUUCAUUACUUCAGUGCCUGCAAAUGCUUUCCAUGGGCUUUGUAACGAAUCUCUAACUCUCAAACUCUACAAUAACGGUUUUACCAGCAUCCAAGGCCACGCUUUUAAUGGGACAAAUCUGGAUGCCAU
This is a messenger RNA of Mesitornis unicolor (brown roatelo), 614 nucleotides long. RefSeq names its product thyrotropin receptor-like. Gene Ontology annotation, cellular component: membrane. The transcript has 7 exons. The record is from RefSeq and is a predicted model, not a curated record. NCBI's taxonomy places the organism in Eukaryota, Metazoa, Chordata, Aves, Mesitornithiformes, Mesitornithidae. Gene Ontology annotation, molecular function: thyroid-stimulating hormone receptor activity. The annotation marks the transcript as partial. Gene Ontology annotation, biological process: G protein-coupled receptor signaling pathway.